Messenger RNA from Chenopodium quinoa (quinoa), 2345 nucleotides. Its product is annotated as long chain base biosynthesis protein 1-like. Lineage: Eukaryota; Viridiplantae; Streptophyta; Magnoliopsida; Caryophyllales; Amaranthaceae. The coding region runs from base 409 to 1878 and encodes 489 amino acids. Gene Ontology annotation, cellular component: endoplasmic reticulum. Gene Ontology annotation, biological process: ceramide biosynthetic process; sphingosine biosynthetic process. Gene Ontology annotation, molecular function: pyridoxal phosphate binding; serine C-palmitoyltransferase activity. The transcript is spliced from 13 exons. The record is from RefSeq and is a predicted model, not a curated record.
AUAUAGUAUGUAUAUAUAAGUACUAUUUGUUUUUUAAAAAAAAAAAUCAUUUUUUUAAUUAUUUUUUAUAAUAAGGUAUAGGACCCUAACCGAACCUCAAUCCUCAUAAUUUUUUUAGUCCGAUAUUUACCGAUCAGACAUAUUUAGAACUCUAAUCAGCUACCCUGUCUUUCAAAACGUUGCUUUGCUGCUCAAACUCUCAAAGCAACGUUUUCAAAUUGGCGGUUCAAAGGCCAAACCGCUCAUUGAAUCCGCUCCUAACCAAACACUCAACAGCAAAAUUAGCUGAUUGAAUUGGUCAAAAUUAGCGGUUCGAAGGCCAAACGUUUUCAAAGCAACGUUUUUUUUUAAAAUCUUCUUUUUCCUCCUCCCAUUCUCCUUGCCCGCAAUUUCAUCAACAAUCAGGAGAUGGAAACAACUAUAAUAAGCAUGCUGCAAACUUCAGUAGAUUGGGUGACAAUGGCUUUUGAAGCUCCCUUUGCUCGGGCUGUUGUCUUUGGAGUACAAAUUGGAGGUCAUCUGUUUGUUGAAGGUCUUCUCUUUGUAGUCAUCCUCUAUCUUCUGUCUCAAAAAAGUUAUGCGCCUCCAAAGAAACCAUUGACAGAGGAGGAAAUAGAUGGAUUGUGUGUUGACUGGACUCCUGAACCCCUUAUUCCAGCUAUGACAAAAGAAAUGCGCCGUGAACCUCCAAAACUGGAGAGUGCUGCCGGGCCACACACAAUAAUUAAUGGCAAGGAAGUUGUGAAUUUUGCAUCAGCUAAUUAUUUGGGAUUGAUUGGACAUGAAAAACUACUCGAUUCCUGUACAUCUGCGGUAGAGAAAUAUGGUGUUGGUUCUUGUGGUCCUCGUGGUUUCUAUGGAACUAUUGAUGUGCACCUGGACUGUGAAUCCAGAAUUGCAAAGUUUUUGGGGACGCCGGAUUCAAUACUUUACUCAUAUGGACUUUCCACCAUGUUUAGCACAAUCCCAGCUUUCUGUAAAAAAGGCGAUAUUAUUGUUGUGGAUGAAGGUGUUCAUUGGGGUAUUCAAAACGGACUCCAUUUGUCAAGAAGCAAAAUUGUGCAUUUCAAGCACAACAAUAUGGAAUCCCUGAAAAGAACUUUAGAGACAAUAACUACUGAAAACAAGCGCAAGAAAACUCGGCGAUACAUUGUAAUUGAAGCAGUUUAUCAGAACUCUGGUCAAGUUGCUCCUCUAGAUGAGAUUGUUAAAUUGAAGGAGGAAUACCGGUUCCGCCUUAUGAUGGAUGAGAGCAACUCAUUUGGUGUGCUAGGAAGAUCUGGAAAAGGCCUUACAGAACACUUUAAAGUUCCUGUUGAGAAAAUCGAUAUCAUAACAGCUGCGAUGGGUCAUGCAUUAGCUGCAGAAGGAGGAUUCUGUACUGGAAAUGCAAGAGUCAUUGAUCACCAGCGCCUAAGCAGCUCUGGUUAUGUUUUUUCUGCUUCUUUGCCUCCGUACCUAGCUAGUACAGCAAUCUCUGCUAUUGAUGUCCUUGAAGAAAAUCCUAAUCUGAUUAGCAAGUUGAAAGAGAAUGUUGCGCAAUUAAGGGCUGGUUUGUCGAAUUCUGAAGGAUUAGUAGUUGCAAGUGACCCUCUUUCUCCCAUCGUUUUUCUACAACUAUCAAAAUCCACGGGUUCUUCAGAGAAGGACAUGCAGUUGCUUGAAGAUAUCGUUGAUGAGCUUUUGGAGAAGCACAACAUAUUCGUUGUAACUUCCAAGCGGUCAACACUUGAUAAAUGUCCUAUACCUGUUGGUAUAAAACUAUUUGUUUCUGCUGGGCAUGGUGAAUCUGAUAUAAUGAAAGUUUGUGAAGCAUUGAAGAUGGUUGUGCCAUCAGUGCUAAAUAACCCUGCUGAAAGUUUGGCUUCUGAAAAUUGAAGUCGUAUUGAUUUUUGCUUGUGGAUUCAAAGCUUGAGAUAUUGGAGUAAGCAAGACCCCAAUUAGAGACUCUCCUGCAAAAAGUUUUAUCUAUUUGAGAUUUCUGAGGAAUACAUACUUGCCAUUUAACAAGAUGUUCUCCGGAAGUAAUGGAAACAUGGGGUUGAUAUUGCAAUGUGGAAAGUUUAGGGAAAGUCGCAGUUUUGUAAAUCUGAAAUGUUGUGCUACUGCACCUUGAUUGAGGGAAGUUGUUUCAAGUACAAUGUUGCUAUAACUUGUCAGGUGGGUUUGGCUCUUUCAGGUCUGGCAUGUUAUGUAGAUUGAUUUUUCCACCUAGAGUCCAAGAAAAGUAUGUAAGCAUAGUGAAUGUGAUUUUAGAAACCAUCUUAUUUAGUCCCUUAAGUUCUUGAUCAAUAUUGUUUAUUUUUUCACAUUGUGUCGUUAAUAAUAAACCAUAAUUCAUUUUA